AUGCUUGCAAUCGUGCAACAGGAACUCCUCAAACCCAACAUGACUCGCAGUCUGGUCAAGGAAAUUCUUGAUUUGAAAGACGUCAUGUUGAGGGGACAAUGA
Sclerotinia sclerotiorum 1980 UF-70 is the source of this 102-nucleotide messenger RNA. RefSeq lists its product with no specific name. Bases 1 to 102 code for a protein of 33 amino acids. Lineage: Eukaryota; Fungi; Ascomycota; Leotiomycetes; Helotiales; Sclerotiniaceae. The transcript is spliced from 2 exons. The record is from RefSeq and is a predicted model, not a curated record.